Symbiodinium sp. CCMP2592 is the source of this 711-nucleotide messenger RNA. The record is from the annotation of a GenBank genome assembly. Lineage: Eukaryota; Dinophyceae; Suessiales; Symbiodiniaceae.
AUGGCCACGAUGCUUCUUCUGGAGAAGCACACAGGAUGCUCCUGUGGCAGUGUGGCAGGGCGGGAUUCUUCGAAAACUAUCACAAGUCACUUCUUAUGCGAGGGUGAAGCUCAAGCAGCUGGCCAACUCAACGCAGUUCUGCGCCGCCCCACAUCGGUGAUGUCUGACCUCUCUGCAGAGGUGGCAGAGGAGAUUGAGAAGCACAUCGAUGAGCGGAACGAGGACCAAAGCAUGGGCAAAGGGGGCGGGGAGAAGGGAGGCGAGAAAGGAAAGGGAAAGCCUGCUGGGAAGGGCGGCAAAGGUAAGAAAGGAGAUGCGACCAUCGCACAGAAAGAGUGGGAUGCUUCCACCGAAGAGGGUGAGCUGGAAGCACCUUCCACAGGCAAUGCCAAAGGCAAAGGCGAUGGAAAGGGAAAGACUGGAAAAGGCAAAGAGGGCGAAGGAAAGAAUGGAAAGGAGGAGGGAAAUGGCUGCACGUAUCCCAACCUUCUCGCGUCGCGCUGGCGCGACGAGUUGGCCAAGGCACGGAUCGAGAAUGACCGACUUCUGCAGGUGCAGCGACUCCAUCAGGAGCUUUUGGAGGCCGAGAGGCGGGCCAAGGAAGAGAUGCAGCAGCGCCACGCAGCGGUGGAAGGCGACAAACAGAAGAUGGCCCAGGAUCAGGCCAAGAUGCAAGCAGACCAGGCCCGCGAAGCUCAGCUAAGAGCGCAG